AUGGGUGAUGCGCCAGGGAACCAAAAGGCUCCGAUCGAGUCAAGUCAACAGGAUGCACCUAAAGUGGAGGUGAUUGAUGGAGGUCGCCCAACGAUCAGAAACUUCGCUACGACUACGAAACUGAGACCUAAUGAUAUAGUCAGGGUACUGUCCACUGGAUCUACGUACACUGUAUCAGAAGUACGGGGAGGAAAGUAUAUUCUCUGUGAUGAUAGUGGCAAGGAGGUCAUGCAGGGGCGCGAGUAUGAUGAGACUGAGUUGGAAUUGGUCGAUGACCCUUUCUAA
Molecule: messenger RNA, 285 nt
Organism: Fusarium tjaetaba
Lineage: Eukaryota; Fungi; Ascomycota; Sordariomycetes; Hypocreales; Nectriaceae
Exons: 3
Coding region: 1-285 (94 amino acids)
Source: RefSeq, a predicted model, not a curated record